Molecule: messenger RNA, 675 nt
Organism: Caenorhabditis remanei
Lineage: Eukaryota; Metazoa; Nematoda; Chromadorea; Rhabditida; Rhabditidae
Exons: 7
Coding region: 1-675 (224 amino acids)
Source: RefSeq, a predicted model, not a curated record
AUGAAAAGGACGGCAAUUCGAGAAAAAUUCGAUAUAGAAAAGGAGCGAUUGGAGAGAAGAAAGGUUCAAACCAGGAGAAAAACACAAGAAAUUCUCGAUAGCGCCCUUAUUAGAAAAAGAAGAGAAAUCGGAGAGUUCGAGAAUAGGAUAUCAAACAAUGUCUCAAUCGAAGACAAUUUCGAAAUUUUGGAACCGAUGAGCUCUGAAACGAUCGACUUGCACUGGGAACCACAACCUUCUAUCCUACAUUUUCAUGAAUUCAAAUCUUCUACUCGCGCUAUUACAACAAUGCAUGAUUCGAUUGAGGAACCAGACGAUUUCGGUGAGAAAGAAAAAGUAUGUGAGAAAGAAAAACUUGGUUCCGAUGCUCACGACGAAAUCAAAUAUCGACGUCAAGUGAGGGAUACUGUGGAAUCAGUGAUCAAUACAAGCAUCAACUAUUCGCUACAAAACCUUCGUAACUACCAAUACGACAUUGAUCUGGAGCAACUUGUUUAUUGCUCGAAUCGCAAAUUCUGCCAUUUGCACUACCGAUGGGACGAUGUGAAGGCAAUGAGACAGAGACGCCGAGAAGCAGGUUUAGAUGUGGAGAAUUACACAAUUCAAGAUGUGAAUGUAAGAAUAUUCGAAUGGCUCGUCGAAGCGCAUCGGAUUCUCCAAUCGACGACGACAUGA